Molecule: messenger RNA, 1995 nt
Organism: Entamoeba invadens IP1
Lineage: Eukaryota; Evosea; Mastigamoebida; Endamoebidae
Exons: 1
Coding region: 1-1995 (664 amino acids)
Source: RefSeq, a predicted model, not a curated record
AUGAGUGCACACGCCAUUACAGAACCGUGUCUCUCUUUAUUUGUGAAAUACGUCAGCGAAGCCGCUCCAUUGAAAAAACUCCGAUAUGUCUCCAAGAAGUAUAACACCGUAUUGAACGGCCUUACAGAGACGCAUAGAAACAAAUUUCCCUCUCCCGUCCAUUUCAAAAAUUGCACUCACUUCAGCGCACAGCUCCGGUACAUCGUAAAAUACGCUCAUCUCUACAAACCAAACACCACAUUUGACAUUUUUAUAAGUGACGAAAUCGACUUAAAAGCUUUGCCCACAGCGGAGGGUAAGCAAGUCAUUUCGCAAGCAACUUCGUUAGUGUUGGAGUGCUUUGAAGAGUUUGACUUGAAAUAUUUUGUCGAUCUUCCUUUAGAGAAAUUAGUGAUCGAUUCGAGUCUCUUCACGUACUCCAAGACUGCCGUGGACGUGAAAUUAGUCGAUCACUUGUUCCAACCAACUUUAAAGACCGUUGUGUUUGAUAACACGAUGUUGGAUAACAAGUUGAUCAUUAAUAUCAUCGCUUACUUGGCUAAACACAACCCAACGACUCGAGUUAUUAUCAACGUCGUUGUGUUCGACGCGUUACUCAGUCAAAUUGAUAACUUGAAGAAGGUCAAUCCCAAUGUGUGUCUCUUUAUUAAAUUUGAUGUGUUCAUCCCAUACUCCAAAUGUACUUCGAGGGCAAUUGCGGAUGGGAACGUCUACGUCCACCCAUCGAAUUUGUAUAAACCAAUUAAGACCGUUGCGUGCCAGUACGAAGCAGACAUCUUUGCCAAAAUCAUUCAACUGUACGCGUUCAAUAACGUCAUCCUCACCUCAGCAAAAAGGUGCUCUGCAUACCCAAACGCCCGGUUUGAACACUUGCAAAUUGACGGGAGAAUGCCGAAAGCGUUUUAUAAAACGGAGGCGAUUGGCGGGUUGAAGAAGGUGGAGUACUUGGAGAAGACUAAAAAGAGCCCUACUUUGGAGAUGUAUGACUUCUCGAAGUGCACCAAUUUGGUUGAUUUACGUGUCGGCAAUGACGCCUUUUUCAGCGGGAAAAAGAGAGUAGUCACGUUACCUAACACGUUGACCGACUUGUAUUGGAGACAAGACUUUGGGCCUAUUGGGAAAGAGUUAACGAUUGUGGAGAAAAAUGAUGAGAAAGGGACGAUAACACAAACGAAUGGGUUUGCGAGUUUGACUCGAUUGGAAUACGCGCGAUUUGAACCGGUGGAUUGCAAGUUUGAUGAUGUCGAUUUUCCACAAUCACUUCGGUCAUUGAAUCUGAUAGGUGUACCUCACUUUGAAGAUAUGAGUAAGUUUGAUAGAUUAACCAAUAUCACACUUCUGGCGAUUUACGGAUGUAACCAAUUGGUCCACACGAAGUUCCCACCAAAUUUGAUUGAACUCAGCAUCUCGUACGCGUCGAAUAUCGCCGAUCUUGACUUGACAAGUUUGACGCGUCUCACUUCCGUCGAUGUGGCACAAUACCAAGGAACAACUUUUAAGUGCGGCAAAAACGUGAAGAAGCUCAACUUUUCCCAUGACGGACGGAUUGAAGUACUUGAUGUGAGUGAUGCGAACUUGGAUUCUAUUAUAGUCGAUACGUGUGAUAAGCUCAAAUGUGUGAAAGUGCCCGAGUGUGUCAAAGAGCUUCAACUGAAAGAUUUGGCGGCUUACCAAACAUUAGAUUUAUCAUACGUGAAAUCGAUGGAUAUGUUAGUGACCGAUUAUCUCAAUGAGAUGACGAGUUUUGUCCCUCCAAUGACACUCAAAUCGUGCACAAUCAUCGGGUCAAAUAAGCUUUCAUUCAUCAACUUAAAAACGGUGAAUGGGUUUGAGGCGUUUACGUGCUCGUGGUGCGACAAGUUGGUUGAAGUUGCUUUACCGCCUUCGACGAAGACUAUAGACAUUGAAGACGACGUCUCUCUUGCUCGGUUGAAUACAUGUGAGAUGAAUCCGAAGUGCAAGACGAGUGUUGCCAACUGCCCAUUACUCAAAUGA